Messenger RNA from Misgurnus anguillicaudatus (oriental weatherfish), 1245 nucleotides. Its product is annotated as ly6/PLAUR domain-containing protein 1. NCBI's taxonomy places the organism in Eukaryota, Metazoa, Chordata, Actinopteri, Cypriniformes, Cobitidae. Gene Ontology annotation, biological process: acetylcholine receptor signaling pathway. The record is from RefSeq and is a predicted model, not a curated record. Gene Ontology annotation, molecular function: acetylcholine receptor inhibitor activity.
CUUCAUUCGGACGCGAAUCACGCCCGUUAAAGUCAGUCGCGCGAGCGUCACGUGCGGUGGGUAAUAACGGGAAUCGUCUGUACGGUCAGUGUGUGUGUGUGUGCGCGCGCGCGCUCGUGUGUCGGUAGGGAUGGACGCGUCGGCGCGGCGGUGAGCGGCAGCAGCUCCGUUAUGCGGCGUUGUGAGACUUUACUGUUACUGUUGAUCAUCCUGACGGCGGCUGUGAGUGCAGCGCUGCAGAUUCAAUGCUAUCAGUGUGAAGAUGUUCGGCAGGAUGACUGCUCAUCUCCAGAGUUUAUCGUCAAUUGCACAGUCAACGUACAGGACAUGUGCCAGAAAGAAGUGCUGGUCAUGGAGGACGGAAUUCAUUACAGGAAGUCAUGUGCGUCGUCGGGGGCGUGUCUAAUUGCAUCAUCUGGAUAUCAGCAGUUCUGCACCGGGAAGCUGAACUCCGUCUGUAUCACCUGCUGCAACACACCACUCUGCAACGGCCCACGACACAAACGACGAGCGUUGUCCUGCGCCUUUUCUCUGCCCUCCAGCAUUCCCACAAUUCCCGUGCUCGCCUUCAUCCAGCUCUGUCUCUCUUCCUCCUUACACUGACAGAUGUUCACCUCUCUCUCUCUCUCUCUCUCUCUCUCUCUCAGUGUCUGUUCUUCUGUCUUUUUUCUGUCUGUCUGUCUUUCUGUCUCUCUGUUUGUCGCUAUUGUCACACCCAGGGUCCAAAAUAAACACUCACCAUGCAAUGUUUUUGAGUAAAAGUUAGUCUAUUCAUAUCUUGGAAGUUGGCUGGUAUAUUUUUAGGAACUAUAAUUAGAUUUACAGACAUGCUUGAGUAAGUUUUAUUUAUGAAGCACUUUUCCCAGUUAAACCACCUUUUAAAAAGAAGCAAAGGACCUUGUAUCACACUGAAAGGUUUUUUUCUCACAAGAACAACCUGCUGCCUAUACAUUAUUCUGCUUAUUACACGGCUGUUUAACUUAUCCGUAAGGUUAGGACCAUUAAAUAUUGUUUUUCAACAAAUCCAGACCAUUCUGAAGUAAAUGAGGAAAACACAUUUACUUUAGGUUUUAAGAUAAGACGUUCAAAUGUCACAAACACACUAUUUGGUUGAAUCUUUUGUAAAUCUAAUGUCAUACAGUAUAUGUUAUUAACUAUUUCCCCACCACCAAGAAGCCAUUUAGAAAAAACGCUUUUCUGACAAUGACAAAUUUUUACACCAAUUCAUUUUCCACUAUUAUCCAC